This is a messenger RNA of Lucilia sericata (common green bottle fly), 1570 nucleotides long. Its product is annotated as vitellogenin-2-like. Gene Ontology annotation, molecular function: lipase activity. The transcript is spliced from 2 exons. The coding region runs from base 174 to 1487 and encodes 437 amino acids. NCBI's taxonomy places the organism in Eukaryota, Metazoa, Arthropoda, Insecta, Diptera, Calliphoridae. The record is from RefSeq and is a predicted model, not a curated record.
CAAAAUUAAUUGUUUAUUAAUAAUUGCAAAUGAUAACAAAAUCAACUAUAAAUAGUGUUUUCAAGUGCAAACAAUUAUAGUUCACUAUCAGUAGUGAUUAAAGCAAUUCAUUGAGUUUAAUUAACGUGCCAAAUUGACAAUUGCAAGGAAGUGCUAAGGAUUACUGAGAGACCAUGAAUCCCUUAAGAACCAUUUGUCUUCUAAUGGGCAUAUUUGCCUUGGCUUCGGCCAAUACUUCAUCCAGCAGAGGUCCCAUGAGAUGGCGCAGCAAUCGUAACUCUAUUAAGAAUAGCUUGAAACCUACCGAAUGGUUGUCAGUAUCGGAAUUGGAAUCUUUGCCUUCUAUGAAUGAGAUCACUCUUAAGAAAUUGGAUGAAAUGUCGGUGCAGGAAGGUGCUAGUUUGUUGAAAAAAAUGUAUCACUUGAGUCAAGCUGGCCAGGCAAUUGAAACCAGCUAUGUGCCCAAGGCUAGUGAAAUCCCAGCCUUCCUUGUUACACCCGACAAUAAGAAAGUUAGCUUUAAACUAAAUCAAUUACCCAAGAUUGCCCAAGAAGAGAAAGAGUUUGGCAACCAAGAAGUAACUAUCUUCAUUACCGGCCUGCCCGAAAAAUCUGAACAUGUUAAGAAAGCCGUACGUAAAUUGGUGCAAGCAUAUAUGCAACGUUACAAUGGUGAGGCUCCCCAACGCAGCGGUGUAAAAUACGAAGAUGAUUCUAGUGAAAAGACAGGUCCCAGCUCCAGUGAAGAAUAUGAGUGGAGCAGCCAAUCGAACAAACCCUCUGGCAGUUUAGUUGUUAUUGAAUUGGGUAAUGUUUUCGAUACCAUGAAAAAAUACGCUUCUUUGGAUGUGGAAAAGACUGGCGCAGAAAUUGGUGAUAUUUUGGUGAAAUGCAUCGAAGAGGCUGAUGUUCCACAAGAAGUCAUACAUGUUAUUGGUACUAAUAUUGCUGCUCAUGUUGCCGGUGCUGUUGGUCGUCAAUAUACCCGUCAAACUGGCCAUCAGUUGCGUCGUAUCACCGGUUUGGACCCCUCAAAACUAUACGCUCAAACUGAUAGAGCCUUAAGAGGUUUAGCACGUGGUGAUGCUGAAUUCGUCGAUGCCAUUCAUACCUCUGCCUAUGGCAUGGGAACACCUACCCGUUGUGGUGAUGUUGACUUCUAUCCCAAUGGUCCCAGUGAAGGUGUUCCUGGUGCUGAUAGCAUUGUUGAAGCCUCCAUGCGUGCUGUCCGUUAUUUCGCUGAAUCUGUUGUACCCGGUAAUGAACGUAACUUCCCAGCUGUUGGUGCCACCUCUCUCAAGCAGUACAAGGAACAGAAUGGCAAUGGAAAACGUGUUUACAUGGGCAUCAAUACCGAUUACGAUGUUGAGGGUGAUUUUAUACUCCAGGUCAACUCUAAGAGUCCUUUCGGUCGCAGCACACCUGCUCAAAAGCAACAAUAUCAUCGUCUCCACAAGCCCUGGAAAAUGUCUUCACAGGAUUUUUAAUUACUCAGUUAGACAGUUGGUGACAUGAUGAGUGCGUUUUUUUUUUGUUUGCAUGUUUUGUUAAAAAAUGAAUUGCUCUCCGU